Chelonus insularis is the source of this 3509-nucleotide messenger RNA. It is a transcript of the gene Tmc, whose product is annotated as Transmembrane channel-like. Gene Ontology annotation, cellular component: plasma membrane. Gene Ontology annotation, molecular function: mechanosensitive monoatomic ion channel activity. Bases 1 to 3432 code for a protein of 1143 amino acids. NCBI's taxonomy places the organism in Eukaryota, Metazoa, Arthropoda, Insecta, Hymenoptera, Braconidae. The transcript has 14 exons. The record is from RefSeq and is a predicted model, not a curated record.
AUGUCUGAAGAUCAUUUUGGAGCAGGAAUAUUGAAAAUGAAGAAACCACGUCUUUCGAAGAAUCUUCCUCAGUCAGAGACUCCAAUUCAGGAAACAACCGAAAAGCCUUCAGUAAAAUUCAUUCUCACGGAAGAAGUACAAAAAGAGCCGGAGAAAAAAGUUAUAAAUGAGGAGUGUGUUCAAGAAGAAAUGCCAAUUUCACCAACAAUUUUAUCUCUCGGGCAAACCCAUCCAGCAAUAAAUGGGGAAAGUGAUGAUUAUUCAGCAUCUGUGUCAGUGAUGCUGAAUAAAAAGACAUUACGAAGAUCUCUGAGUAAAAGAAAAAAACUACGAUCAUCAUCUUUUGCUCAUGAUGAUUAUGUUGAUACACCUGGAAGACGAUCUUCAGUAUUUACCACAUCAUCUGGAGAUACAGCAAUAUCAAUGGAUGGUGAAGAGGAUGAGAAUAUUGGACAGAAUGGGGUUCAAGAGCUGAUUUUCGAGAAGCUUAAGAUCCACAAAGAAGCAUUGAGUGCUGUUAAAUAUCAACCUUGGCCACUGCAGAAGAAAAUAAAAUUAGUCAGACAAGCUAAAUCGUACAUCAGAAAACACGAAGGUGCUCUUCAAGAAAGACUUGCACAUACAAAAAGUACAAGAGAUGCUUUAGCACGAGCAUCAAUUUUUUUUAGUAAAACAAUGCAACGUUGUAAACGAGAAAUUAUUAAUUUAGAAACCUGGAUGAUACCAUGGGAGCUUAGAAUAAAAGAAAUCGAGUCUCAUUUUGGUUCUGCUGUUGCUUCGUACUUCAUAUUUUUACGUUGGUUAUUUUGGAUAAAUUUUGUUAUAUUUCUUACGCUCACAGCAUUUGUAGUGAUUCCUGAAGUACUUACGGCCAAAAUUGAUAAAGCUGGAGAUCGAAAAAUAUUAUUCCCUGAGGAAGUAGAUAGCUCAAAGAAUUUUUUAACUUGGUGGGAGUUUGAAGGAAUCCUUAAACAUUCUCCAUUUUUUUAUGGCUGGUAUACGAAUUCUGAUCCAACUAACGGAGGGUAUCGAUUACCUCUUGCUUAUUUUCUUGCUAAUUUGGUUGUUUAUACCUACAGUUUUGUUGCCAUUCUACAAAAAAUGGCCAAAAAUUCACGAAUGAGUAAACUAUCAGAAAAGGAAGAUGAAUGUGUGUUCUCUUGGAAAUUAUUUACCGGGUGGGAUUUUAUGAUAGGGAAUCCUGAGACAGCUGCCAACCGAGUUUCAAGUAACAUUUUAAGCUUCAAAGAAGCUUUGUUGGAAGAAGCUGAAAAAGAAAAAAAACUUGGACACUGGAAAAUCACGACUGUAAGAAUUUUAGUUAAUUUAUUAGUCAUUUCUCUUCUGGUAUUAUCAGCCUAUGCAGUGGUAGAAGUAGUUCUAAGGAGCACUCAAAUAGAUGCCAAUAGUGGAUGGUGGAGGCAAAAUGAAAUUACCAUAGUUAUGUCAUUAAUUUCAUAUAUUUUUCCAAUUUUUUUUGAAAUUUUGGGCUUUCUUGAAAAUUAUCAUCCACGAAAACAACUGAGACUACAACUUGCCAGAAUUAUGGUGCUUAAUUUAUUGAAUCUGUACUCAUUAAUUUUUGCUCUAUUUGACAAGAUAAGUCACAUGGAAGUGGAAUUACAAAGUCUUAAACCUAAGAUUCCAAAAAAUUUUAUUCCAAGUAACUUUAGUGUUUCACAUUGUGAAAAAUACUCUGUUCCAUGUACUGAACCAUCAUUUUCCAAUCUUAUUUCGAAAUCUUUUCAAUCCUCAACUCAAACACCACCAAAAUCAUCAGCAUUAACAUUAUCAAUUGCUGCGAUGAGUUUAAUGUUGAUGCCCAACAUGACAACAAAUCAUUCCAUUGUAUUUAAAAAUGGUUUAGAACCUCGAAUAAAAGAAGAAGAAGAAACACUGGUUCCUUAUGAUGACGUUAAGUGGGAGGUUUAUAAUGAGAGAAAUAUUCCUCAGAAUAAUUUUGAAUACUAUGAUAGCUAUACUGAUGAUUUCUCUUAUGGAGAUAAAGAAUCAACAGUAGCAGGAAAAAAUACAGUAGAAAGUUCUACAGUUACAACGAGUGAAAAGUAUUCUAGAUGGUCAGACACCGAAGAAAUAUUAUUUACCAAAGAAUUAAAUCAAAACAAAUCUCCUGAAGACAGAGGAAGUAUAGAAUUAACUACAGAUAAUCAAAUAUUCACAUCAACAACUCCAAGAAAGCCUAGAAAACCAAAGAUUAAAAUGAAUGUUGUUCAAUGCUUCGCAAGAGUUUGUGAUAUUCAUCAAGAUAAUGAGGAAUCUCAUGAAUUUAAAAGAUAUCGAAAUACUAGAGUUAGCCAUGAUGCUAUUUCAUCAUUAAAUAUGACAACAAAAAGGAAACUUCGAAGACUCUGCUGGGAAACAAUGUUUGGUCAAGAGUUAGCAAAACUGACAGUGAUGGAUUUAAUUUUAACAAUCAUAGCAACACUCAUAGUAGAUUUUUUUCGAGCUCUUUUCGUAAGAUAUAUGAACCCUUGGUGGUGUUGGGAUCUUGAAAAGCAAUUUCCUCAGUAUGGAGAUUUCAAAAUAGCAGAAAAUAUUUUACAUCUUGUCAAUAACCAAGGAAUGGUAUGGAUGGGUCUAUUCUUUAGCCCUGGAUUAAUAGCUUUAAAUCUUGUUAAGCUAGGAAUACUGAUGUACUUGAGAUCCUGGGCAGUCAUGACAUGCAAUGUGCCACAUGAAAUAGUAUUUAGAGCUUCACGAUCGAAUAAUUUCUAUUUUGCUUUAUUACUUAUCAUGAUCUUCUUGUGUGUCUUGCCGGUGGGUUAUGCCAUUGUUUGGGUAGAACCUUCUUGGCAUUGUGGACCUUUUGCUGGAUAUUAUAGAAUUUAUUAUAUUGCAUCACAGAGUCUGAAGGAUGUGCUGCCAAAAAAAAUUCACAAAGCACUUGAUUACAUUGCAUCUCCAGGAAUCAUUAUUCCUUUGAUUGUUUUGAUGGCUUUAAUUAUAUACUACAUGAUUUCUCUGGCUAGUUCUUUGAGAGAAGCAAAUAAUGAUCUUAAAAUCCAAUUACGAUAUGAAAGAACCGAGGAAAGACGAAAGAUGUUUAAGAUUGCUGAAAAACAAAGCCAAGGACAAACUGGACCAUUUGCUAGAUGGAAAAAAAUAUUUCCAAUGAAAAGCUUCAGCAGUACAGAUAAUUCUGUUGCAAAAACAGUGGGUAAUGCAUUAAAUCAAAGACGUCGUUAUGCAGUGGAUGAAGUUCGCUCUAUAACAUCUGAUCCGGAUGAAGCGACUGACAUUGAGCCAAAUUCAUUACUCCAAGAUUCACUUUCGCCAAAAGAUGUCAGUGACAUUGAUCAUCAGAAUUUUUUAUUUUGCAAUAAUCGAAAUAAUCAAGUAACCGAAAUACCUCGAAUAAGAAUAGACACAAUAGACAAAGGAAGUGAUCAAGAGAAAGAUGAGAUUGAAUAAAAAACUGCCAUAUUAAGGAUAAAUAAAAAAUAUUAAUUUAUUAUAAUGUAAUAAUUAUUACCAAGAAUAUUUAUGGA